CCCGACCUCCCUCCGCCCCGGGGAAACCCCACUUCGGGGCCCGAGUGACUCGGCCCGAGGGUUGGUGACGGCAACACAAAGUUGGGGGCCCGCGAGGAUGGGGCUGUCUCCCGCGCCCCCGCUGAGGCUCAGGCUGAUCCCGAGCCGGGCGCUGCUGGUCCUGGCGCUGCCGCUGGCCGCCGCGCUGGCCUUCUCCGACGAGACGCUGGACAAAGUGACCAAGUCGGAGGGUUACUGCAGCCGCAUCCUGCGCGCCCAGGGCACGCGGCGCGAGGGCUACACCGAGUUCAGCCUGCGCGUGGAGGGCGACCCCGACUUCUACAAGCCUGGCAGCAGCUACCGCGUGACGCUCUCAGCUGCUCCUCCCUCCUACUUCAGAGGAUUCACAUUGAUUGCUCUCAAAGAGAACCGAGAAGGUGACAAGGAAGAAGACCAUGCUGGCACCUUCCAGAUAAUAGAUGAAGAAGACACCCAGUUUAUGAGUAACUGCCCCGUUGCAGUCACAGAGAGCACCCCUCGGAGGAGGACACGAAUCCAGGUGUUUUGGAUAGCGCCACCCACAGGGGCAGGCUGCGUGAUUCUGAAGGCCAGCAUCGUACAGAAACGCAUUAUUUAUUUUCAAGAUGAGGGAUCUCUGACCAAGAAGCUUUGUGAACAAGAUCCCACACUGGAUGGGGUGACUGACCAGCCAAUCUUAGACUGCUGCGCCUGCGGAACUGCCAAGUACAGACUCACCUUUUAUGGGAACUGGUCGGAGAAGACACAUCCCAAGGAUUACCCUCGCCGAGCCAAUCACUGGUCUGCGAUCAUCGGUGGAUCCCACUCGAAGAACUACGUGCUGUGGGAGUAUGGAGGAUACGCCAGCGAGGGCGUCAAGCAGGUUGCAGAAUUGGGCUCACCAGUGAAAAUGGAGGAAGAAAUUCGACAACAGAGUGAUGAGGUCCUCACCGUCAUCAAAGCCAAAGCCCAGUGGCCCGCCUGGCAGCCUCUAAAUGUGAGGGCAGCCCCCUCGGCUGAGUUUUCAGUAGACAGGACGCGCCACUUGAUGUCCUUCCUGACCAUGAUGGGUCCCAGUCCCGACUGGAACGUGGGCUUAUCUGCGGAGGAUCUGUGCACGAGGGAGUGUGGCUGGGUCCAGAAGGUGGUGCAGGACUUGAUUCCCUGGGAUGCCGGCACUGACAGCGGGGUGACCUAUGAGUCAUCAAACAAGCCCACAAUUCCCCAGGAGAAAAUCCGGCCCCUGACCAGUCUGGACCAUCCUCAGAGUCCUUUCUACGACCCAGAGGGCGGAUCCAUCACUCAAGUAGCCAGAGUUGUCAUCGAGAGAAUUGCUCGGAAGGGGGAACAAUGCAACAUUGUGCCUGACAAUGUGGACGACAUUGUGGCUGACCUGGCCCCAGAAGAGAAAGAUGAAGACGACACCCCUGAAACCUGCAUCUACUCCAACUGGUCCCCAUGGUCGGCGUGCAGCUCGUCCACCUGUGAGAAAGGCAAGCGAAUGCGGCAGCGCAUGCUGAAGGCGCAGCUGGACCUCAGCGUCCCCUGCCCCGACACCCAGGACUUCCAGCCCUGCAUGGGCCCCGGCUGCAGCGAUGAAGAUGGCUCCACCUGCACCAUGUCCGAGUGGAUCACCUGGUCGCCCUGCAGCAUCUCUUGCGGCACGGGCAUGCGGUCCCGGGAGCGCUACGUGAAGCAGUUCCCGGAGGACGGCUCGGUGUGCACGCUGCCCACGGAGGAGACGGAGACGUGCGUGGUCAACGAGGAGUGCUCCCCCGGCAGCUGCCUGAUGACCGAAUGGGGCGAGUGGGACGAGUGCAGCGCCACCUGCGGGACGGGCAUGAAGAAGCGGCACCGCAUGGUCAAGAUGAGCCCUGCCCACGGCUCCUCGUGCAAGGCCGACACGUCGCAGGCCGAGAAGUGCAUGAUGCCGGAGUGCCACACCAUCCCAUGCUUGCUGUCGCCGUGGUCCGAGUGGAGUGACUGCAGUGUGACCUGUGGGAAGGGCAUGCGGACCCGCCAGCGCAUGCUCAAGUCUCUGGCGGAGCUGGGCGACUGUAAUGAGGAGCUGGAGCAGGUGGAGAAGUGCAUGCUGCCCGAGUGCCCCAUUGACUGUGAGCUCACCGAGUGGUCCCAGUGGUCAGAAUGCAACAAGUCAUGCGGGAAAGGUCACAUGAUUCGAACAAGGGUGAUCCAAAUGGAGCCUCAGUUCGGAGGUGCACCCUGCCCAGAGACUGUGCAGCGCAAGAAAUGCCGCCUCCGGAAAUGUCUUCGCAACCCAUCCAUCCAGAAGCUGCGCUGGAGGGAGGCCCGAGAGAGCCGGCGCAGUGAGCAGCUGAGGGAAGAGUUGGAUGGGGAGCAGUUCCCAGGCUGCCGGAUGCGCCCGUGGACGGCCUGGUCGGAAUGCACCAAGCUGUGUGGUGGAGGGAUUCAGGAGCGCUACAUGACUGUGAAGAGGAGGUUCAAAAGCUCCCAGUUCACCAGCUGCAAGGACAAGAAGGAGAUCAGAGCAUGCAACGUUCACCCUUGUUAGCAGGGAUCCAAGUUCCCAGGGGCUGCAUUCCAGAUUCCAGUCACCAAUGGCUGGCUGGUCCAUUUGCUUGUCUAAGAUAAUUUAAGUCGUGUCUACUAGUUUUCAUUUUUUCCAAUGUGGUUUGCCCAGUAGUCUUACGGAUGCCAGGGACGUCCUGUCUGAAUACCUCUUGGUGGGUAUAGGCCGAGCGGGGCACCCUGCUCCUCAGCGCCUCUCUUCCUGCAUGGCAGUGAGCGGUGUCAGCCACCUUGUACUGAGUGAAGGGUGUCCCUCUGGAGCAGCCCUGCUGGCCAGGCGGGACAGAGACCCCGCCACCUCUACAGGGAGAGGCAACUAUGUGUGUGGGUUCCAGAGCGCAGCCGGUAGAAACACCCAUCAGAUGGGGAGAACAGAUUCCCCCCCCUUCCUCAUCUUUGACAAAAAAACUUCUGUUUGUCCAUCUCUUUCCACUCAGCAGGACGCGAGGCCUCUUGUUAAAUCUCCCCAAUUAUUCUUGGGGAAACAGUCCAUCUGAACAGGAGCACUGAUGCUGGGCAGUUUUUAAUCUUACAGUAAGCAAUUUAAGUACACUUAUCUUACUUCCAAAUAUCGGUUCCUAAUUACCGCCCCCCCCCAAAGGAAAAUGGAUAGCUACUUUAUUUAAAUGGAAGGUAAAGUCCUUGUAGCAGAGAGUAAGGAUGCUAAAUAUCAAAAAAAAAAAAAAAAAUGUUAAGGGAAACCUGUGUUACCUUAACAGGUUACCUGUGUUUUAAAAAAAAUUUUUUUUUAGUGCUAUAAUUCUCCUACAUGAUGUUUGGCUAUGGUUCAUUUGGGAAUGGAUCUUUACUGGAAUCAAGACCCAAGCAGCAAAAUUGGCCUAAAUAUCCAGACUCGACUUACCCAAACUUUUGUUAAGUUUUCAAAUGUCUCUAACAAGAAAACAUUUAGCUAUGCAAAGUAUUUGCUAAGUCUGCUCAGUGGCCCACAAACUGUUUCCUCAACAAAAAUACUGUCUCUAUGCUUUGAAGUUAUUUUUAGUCAUAAAAUGUAUACUCAAGAGAGAGAACAUAUUUCAGUGACUAAAACAAAAUCUGAGAGAAAAGAUUACAGAAUCAAGCUUGUGCCCACUUUCCAUGGAGGACGCUGGCCCCCUGUGGACAGCAGGGGCUUCCGUGUCCUCCCAGGGCAUCAGCAGCACACCAAGCUCAGAGCCAGCUACCAACAAUCACAGUAAAAGGACGUUUUCUCACUUGUGAACCCAUGAGUAAUUUGCUCAUUCAUUUAUUUUUAAAAUUAUUGCUGCAUUUUUUUUGCAGGUAUUUUUCAUUACUGCUUAAUCCAAAUACACACUGUGGGCAUGAUGUAUACGAUGCUACCUUGAGAAUUUGCAUUGAACAUGUCAGGAUAUUUCUAAAAUGUAACAUAUAUGCUAUAGCCCCAGUAGGUAUGUUUCCUUAACACAAGAGAGCCUAAUCAAUAGAAAGCCUCACUGGGUCUGUCGUUAGUGUUUUGAAGCAAAUUAAGAUGAUUUGGUCUUUUCACAGUCAUUAUCCACCUCCACCGGUUCCAGGCCAGACAGCUUUUGCUCCCUCGUUAUAAAGGCUGGCAUUGCCAUAUCCCUGAGCUAUCUGCAGCUUAAAACUGUUUCCAACAUUAUUUUGUAAUUCUUUCAAUGAUUUGUUUUCUCCUUCAAAUGAGCAAAAAACAAUGAAAGAAGAGGCUUAAAUUUCCACCUGGGACCCAAAAAAGUCCUGAUGAGCAAUCUGCCUUCUUUUUGCAACGUCUUCCAAGCUUGAUUCACACUCGUUCUCAGCCCAUUGAAAAGCCCCUUGAGAUGGUUAUUCCUCAACUAAGACAAGCCCUGCUAGUUAGUCAUGCUUCUGUUUGGUCCCAUUUGGAUACAUUCUUAACCCUGAUUUCGGAGACUUAAGACCAGGUAACUGGCUAAUGGCUGAGAAUAAGAAACAUGCUUAUCUUGUGAGUGAGUUUUAUUUUUUGUUUGCAAUGGGAAUUUGUAAGUGUUGAAUCUCUUUCUUACCAAAGUCUUGUGUUAGGUGGUUUAUAGUUUUUUCUGGCUAACCAAUCAUUUUGGAAAUAAAGACUUUUUACUACAAAAAAAAAAAAAAAAAUGCCAUCUGUCUGGACUUCCACUUGAGAGACUCUAAGAAAAAGUUCCAUGCAGAGAAUGGCUGUGACUAUGUACUAUCAAUGCCAACCCAGCUGUAAUCAUAUUUACACACAUGUGUUAAGAUGCCAGCAUGAAGCUCAGAUCUUCCCAAUGAGAUUCUGGGUCACUUACCUGUCACCUUGCAAAUGCAUUUUAUUUGAAGGAAAUCUACUGUAGCAAAUGAGAAUAAAACCUGGGCUUCCUCAGACCCAGUGCUGAAAACCUGA
Messenger RNA from Jaculus jaculus (lesser Egyptian jerboa), 4903 nucleotides. It is a transcript of the gene Spon1, whose product is annotated as spondin 1. The coding region runs from base 98 to 2530 and encodes 810 amino acids. Gene Ontology annotation, biological process: cell adhesion. The transcript has 16 exons. The record is from RefSeq and is a predicted model, not a curated record. Gene Ontology annotation, cellular component: extracellular matrix. Lineage: Eukaryota; Metazoa; Chordata; Mammalia; Rodentia; Dipodidae.